AUAGCCUGCAGUCAUAACACUGGUAAGUGAUUAUUAACGCCUGAGCGCACUGCUGUUAAUAUGACAGUAAUGAGCUCAUCUCAGCGAUCUCAGGUUAGACAUUUGAGCCAAAGAUCAGCGCUCAGAAAACGCGACACUGACCCAGAACGACUCAUAUUAGGGAUAAGAGAAUCGGGGGCGGGGUCUGGUCAGUUUCCCACAGAUAAAUGUUUGCGUUCAUAACAUAAGAAUCAUCGCUCGGAGCGUCUAUAUCAGGACUCACUCCAAAACACCGACUCUACUAAGAGGAUUUUAUCUAUGCUUAAGAUUGAAAUGGGUCCAGAGGAAAGAGCGCGUCUUCUGCUGGAUGCAGCGGCUGCGCUGAGCAGCAUCAGCACCUCUCGAGCCGUGCCUGCUGGAGCAGUGCUGGGUCCAUGUGCUCCAACACACACCUCAAUGUGUGACAGCAUCGCUUUCAUCGCCUGCAAGUGCACGGACAGACGAGAUACCGCCUAUGUGCUGCAGAUGGACCCAUCAGUGUCUAGCGAAUGUCUGCAGAUGAUUCAGUCAGCUAGGAAUGCAGAGGAGCAAAAUCUAGAGGCGUAUAUGAAGAACGGACAUCUAUUUUUCAGAGCCAUAAAGAAUAUUCCUGAAAACACAGAGCUUUUAGUUUGGUAUGGGAAAGAUCUAGCCAAACUGAUUGGCCUCGGCACAGAGCAAAAGAACACAAAAGGUUUAAUCUGCUCUGAAUGCAAGCAGAGUUUUCUCUUUGAAUUCCCUCUGUUGGCACACAAGAGAUUUUUCUGCAUAAAGAAACCUACAAGCCUCUUGAAGAAAAUCACCAUUCCAGAAAUGCAUUCAGUGACUAGCAAACCUACCACAAACUUCCACAAUUUAGCACGAGAGAUGGAGAACUGCAGGAAGAAUCGUCCCGCAGAUGCACAGAGCCCUAAAAGAAGACAUUCUCUUGAAUCAGACACAGAUGAGAGUGAUGGCGAACCGUCAUCUGUUGAUAUGCAUGGAGAUGAAAAGGUAUUAGUGAAAAGGUUUUGUGUUAAUGGGGUGAAUAGACGUUCCUGGUCAUCCGCCAGCAAAAAGUCUUUCAGUGAGGGCCGAAGUUCUCUAUGCAGCCAGCUACAAUGUCAUGACAACUGCACAACAGACCCAGACAAGCAGGAUUUUAAAUCUACUACAACGACCAAGUCUGCAUUCACUACUAGUGUGUCAAAAGACGCACAAGGUGAAAAGAACAAAAAGAGCGUGUUCACGCAACCUCCUCACAUCACACCUCAUAUGCUGCUCAUGUCAGCCAGUCUUACCAGCAACCUCAUCCCUAACCGGACAUCUAUCCUCCCCAGCAUUCUCCCACUCAACCUCCACAGCUCUGCUUUACUAAACAUGGAUCUUCCAAAACAGUUGGCUCUUCUUCCCAGUGCAAACCUUUGGUCCAAGACCUCCCGGGUGCAGCAUCCACACGCUACACAUUUGCAGUCGUUACUGACCCCCUCUCUGUCUUCUCUUGGUUUACCUAUCCAGAACUGGUGUGCUAAAUGCAAUCUUUCUUUUCAUAUGACAUCAGACCUGGUGCAACACAUGAGGUCCCACCACAAGAGGGCGCUGUCAGAUGAGAGACAGUCGAGGAACAGGAAUGAGAGGCUGAAGUGUCCCAUAUGUGACGAAACGUUCAGAGAGCGUCAUCACCUCUCACGUCACAUGACCUCUCAUACAUGAACUCAUGUUAAAAAAUAAAAAUAAAUACAUUUUUUUUUUUUUUUUUUUUUACAAAAUCUACCUAAAUGUUGUUAAAAAUGUUUACAUUUUAUUUAUUUAUUUUUUUUAAUUAAUAUGAAAUGUAAGUCUUAAAUGUAAAUUCUCUUUAAGCUCGUUAUAUAUUUUGUGAUCUUGUUUUUUUUUGCAUUAUCCAAUGCUAAUGCCAUCACCUGGGAAUGUGAAGGGAUAUCACUUACUAAACACACACACACAAAAAAAAUAAUAUUUAGAUUUGUAAGGUACUUUUUAAAGUAUUAAAUAACUGUUUGAUAAAUUGUACAUUUGAAUAAAAUGCCUAUUCAGGUAAAUCUGGCAAAACUGAGCCUUUUGUUUUUAAGGAAAUCUAAAAUAAAAAUGUGUUUUUUAAAUAACACUGUAUUUUACUCAUGCGCCUUUGUGUUA
Labeo rohita (rohu) is the source of this 2151-nucleotide messenger RNA. It is a transcript of the gene prdm8a, whose product is annotated as PR domain zinc finger protein 8. The record is from RefSeq and is a predicted model, not a curated record. The transcript has 4 exons. Lineage: Eukaryota; Metazoa; Chordata; Actinopteri; Cypriniformes; Cyprinidae. Gene Ontology annotation, cellular component: nucleus. Gene Ontology annotation, molecular function: protein binding. The coding region runs from base 298 to 1710 and encodes 470 amino acids. Gene Ontology annotation, biological process: regulation of DNA-templated transcription.